This is a messenger RNA of Jatropha curcas, 560 nucleotides long. NCBI's taxonomy places the organism in Eukaryota, Viridiplantae, Streptophyta, Magnoliopsida, Malpighiales, Euphorbiaceae. The record is from RefSeq and is a predicted model, not a curated record.
AAGAGCGAAACCAAUAGAGUGCGAGAACCGAGCUUCUUUCUCUGACCCUAUCUUGCUUCAGGCGAUCCUUAUCGGAAUCGUUCUCAGGAUGGAUUCACAAAUCAAGCACGCCGUGGUGGUGAAAGUUAUGGGUCGGACAGGAUCGAGGGGGCAGGUGACUCAAGUCAGAGUCAAGUUUCUUGAUGAUCAGAAUCGAUUCAUCAUGAGGAAUGUCAAGGGACCUGUUAGAGAAGGUGAUGUGCUCACCCUUCUUGAGUCUGAAAGAGAAGCCAGGAGGCUUCGUUAAUAUGUGCAUCUCUACCCACUUCUUUUUUUAUGGUUUAAUUUUGUAUUAGUAUCAAGACUCUUUUGUUAUGCUAUAGCUAGAGUGAUUAAAAGUGCUGUUAUGAGCUUUUGCUGUGCGGUUUACAUUUUCCCAGCCAUUGUCAUAUCAAGACUAGAAUUUUGAUUUAUGGAGUUGCUUAAGCUUUAAUAUACCCUAAAGAAUUUCUCUUUUUCUGGGAAAUGCUAUUGUAAUUUAUCUUUUGUUAUGCUAGUUGGUUUUUUUUGUCUUCUUUUAA